AUGUCCUUCGCCGGCGUCUCUUUCAUAUCGGAUGGCGAGACGACGCCGUGUUCUUCUCCGGCCAACAAUGGCGCCGCCGCCGGCAGCACGUACGGGUAUCACCUUCUUGUUAUCAGUAACUACUCUCACACCAAGGAAACCAUCUCCACUGGCGACUCCAUCGAGUCCGGCCAGUUCAUGCUAGGAGGCCACACUUGGCACGCCGAGUACUGCCCCAAUGGCGACGACUCGACCAACUCCGACUGCGUGUCCUUCUGGCUCGUCCGUGACGACGAUGACGACGACGACGACGAUGGCGACGACGCCGUGAAGGUGCAGCCGCUGAAGGUCAAGUUCGAGUUCAGCUUCGCCGAGCAGGCGGCCAAGCACGAGGCGAGGCGCGUGCUCGUGUCCAUGGCGUGCGACUUCUCCGGCACCUCCGGCUGGUGCGACACGCGGUUCGUGCGGAGGGAGGUGUUGGAUGUUUAG
Messenger RNA from Oryza sativa Japonica Group (Japanese rice), 468 nucleotides. The record is from RefSeq and is a predicted model, not a curated record. Lineage: Eukaryota; Viridiplantae; Streptophyta; Magnoliopsida; Poales; Poaceae.